Molecule: messenger RNA, 3200 nt
Organism: Colossoma macropomum (tambaqui)
Lineage: Eukaryota; Metazoa; Chordata; Actinopteri; Characiformes; Serrasalmidae
Gene: kif3b
Product: kinesin family member 3B
Exons: 9
Coding region: 594-2909 (771 amino acids)
Biological process (GO): microtubule-based movement
Molecular function (GO): microtubule motor activity; microtubule binding; ATP binding
Source: RefSeq, a predicted model, not a curated record
AAGUUAAUUAUCUUGUGAUCUCAAGAUAACAACUUUUGUUAUUGUUAUUUUCUUGAUUGUUAUUUUGAGAAGUUAAUUAUCGUUAUCUCAAGAUGUUAUCUUGAAAUAAGUUACUUAUCUUGAGAUAUCAAGUUACUUAUCUUGUUAUCUCGAAAUAUCAAGUUACUUAUCUUGUUAUCUCAACAUAACAACCCACAAAAUUAUAGCAACAGCUUAUGGCCUCUCUGGACUUCCAUAGACAUCGGCAUCACCCAACACGGACCGCUUUUGCUACCUAAAUCCACACAAAGUUAUCAGUGAAACCCGCAGAGGGAAAUAAAGCGCUAUAAAAAUGUAGGACGGGCUCUUUAAUGUUAGUAGGUCACGAAUGUCGCUGCGUUUGAAACCGGCGAAGAGGCUCCGAGCAGCUCCGCUCCGUUACGGUGAAACAGCUCCCUCACUGCGCGAACAGCGGCCAGGAGGCAGGAAUGGCUGACGGAGAGGGAGCUUCCGAACACGGGCUCUGAUGCUGGCAGUGCCAUCACUGUGAAACAAUAGUGCAUAGACAUAAAUAGAAGCCGGUAGAUAACAGCGGGGUGCAGGUAGGAGCCAUCAUGUCCAAAAGCAAGAGCUCAGAGUCCGUGAAAGUGGUGGUGCGGUGUCGCCCCAUGAACGACAAGGAGCGCGCCGCCAACUUCGAGAGGGUGGUCUCUGUGGACGUGAAGCUAGGACAGGUCGCAGUGCGAAAUCCCAGAGGUGCGUCCUCUCACGAACACCCCAAAGUGUUCACGUUUGACUCUGUCUAUGACUGGAAUUCGAAGCAGAUCGACCUCUAUGAUGAGACAUUCAGGCCGUUAGUGGACUCUGUUUUGCUGGGCUUCAACGGCACCAUCUUUGCGUAUGGACAGACGGGCACGGGGAAGACAUACACUAUGGAAGGGGUGCGCAACGACCCUGAGAGGAGAGGGGUCAUCCCCAAUUCCUUCGAGCACAUUUUCACACACAUCUCACGCUCACAGAACCAGCAGUACCUGGUCAGGGCGUCUUACCUGGAGAUCUACCAGGAAGAGAUUAGGGACCUGUUAUCCAGGGACCAGUCACGCCGUUUGGAGCUGAAGGAGCGGCCUGACACGGGAGUCUAUGUCAAAGAUCUUUCUUCGUUUGUCACUAAAAGCGUCAGGGAGAUCGAACAUGUCAUGAAUGUCGGCAACCAGAACCGUUCAGUCGGGGCCACCAACAUGAAUGAGCACAGUUCCCGUUCUCAUGCCAUAUUCGUCAUCACUAUUGAGUGCAGUGAGCUGGGCCCAGACGGGGAGAACCACAUCCGGGUUGGGAAGCUCAACUUGGUCGACUUGGCGGGCAGCGAAAGGCAGACUAAGACAGGUGCCCAGGGUGAACGUUUAAAGGAGGCAACCAAGAUCAACCUCUCUCUGUCUGCUUUGGGUAACGUUAUUUCGGCACUGGUGGAUGGAAAAAGCACCCACAUCCCAUACCGAGACUCCAAGCUCACACGGCUGCUCCAGGACUCGCUGGGAGGAAACGCCAGAACGGUCAUGGUAGCCAACAUCGGACCAGCCUCCUACAAUGUGGAGGAGACUCUCACCACGCUACGCUACUCCAACCGCGCCAAAAACAUCAAGAACAAGCCUCGUAUCAACGAAGACCCCAAGGAUGCCCUUCUGCGGGAAUUUCAGGAGGAGAUCGCCCGUUUGAAGGAACAGCUGGAGAAACGGUCAGGGAAGAAGAGGAGGAAGAGGAGAAGGAGGAAGGUCGGGGAGGAAGGAGAGGAGCUGGACGACGAUGUUGAGGAUGAGGUUGAUGACGACGACGAAGACGGGGUGGAUGGGGACAAGAACAUUGCUGAUUAUUGGCGGGAGCAGCAGGAGAAGCUGGAGAAGGAGAGGAAGGCCAUCAUGGAGGACCACAGCCUGGUAGCAGAGGAGAAACAGCGACUACUCAGGGAGAAGGAGAAGAAGAUGGACGACCUGCACCGAGAAAAGGAGGCGUCGGAGAUGCUGGCAGCCAAAGUGAAGGCUAUGGAGAGCAAGCUGCUGGUUGGAGGAAAGAACAUCGUUGACCACACUAAUGAGCAGCAGAGGAUUCUGGAGCAGAAGAGGCAGGAGAUAGCAGAACAGAAAAGACGUGAGCGGGAGAUGCAGCAAGAGAUGGAGUGUCGCGACGAAGAGACGCUUGAGUUAAAGGAGACGUACAGCUCUCUGCAGCAAGAAGUCGACAUCAAGACCAAGAAACUGAAAAAGCUUUUUGCAAAGCUGCAAGCAGUGAAGGCAGAGAUUCAUGAUGUCCAAGAGGACCACAUUAAAGAGAGGCAGGAGCUGGAGCAGACGCAGAACGAGCUGACCCGAGAACUCAAACUGAAGCAUUUGAUCAUCGAGAACUUUAUCCCGCUGGAGGAGAAGAAUAAGAUUGUCAUGAGGGCCACCUUUGACGAGGAGGAUGACUCCUGGAAGAUGAGACCCAUCACCCGCAUUCAAGAUGAUCAGCAGAUGAUGACGAGACCGGUGUCUGCAGUGGGCUACAGGAGGCCUCUGAGUCAGCACGCUCGCAUGGCCAUGAUGAUGCGGCCUGAUGCCAGAUACAGGGCCGAGAACAUCCUAAUGCUGGAGCUGGACUUGCCUUCCCGUACCACUAAGGAGUACGAAGAGCCCGUGAUCGCUCCUAAGGUGGCGGCAGCCUUGGAGGAUGCUCUAAGGGAGGAGGACGAGAUCCAGGUGGAUGCCUCCGGCUUCUACGCUAACAUGGGCUCCAGUCCAGGCUUGGGCCCUGGUGCCAUGGCAGGGGGCUUCUCCAAGAAGCCCAAGUCAGGCCGUCCCAAAACAGGCAAGAAGGCGAGCACUCCCACUUCGGCCCACAGCCCCUCUGGCUCGGGAUCCCCUCUCUACCCCCAGUCCCGUGGUCUUGUGCCCAAAUGACACCCCCCCCCAAUCCCUAAAUCCUCACUUCUUCUCCAGUCCCUUCAUCCUCCCAGACAGACAGACAAACUUAAUGACUGAGCUGUGGGAGGCCAUGAUCUGGAACUUCAAGCUGAAGAAUAAUGUUAUUAGAAUCUCUGUCCAAGUUGAGGAAGAUGUACAUCUUCCUCUCCUUCUCUGAUUCUGAUUUGAGACCAGUUUUAUAAUGCUGGCAAAUGUUAUUAGGACCACUUUUGAAACUCACACCAUGCAGCUGGGUUAAAUAUGAUGGUGUUUUAGGGUCACUGUUAA